Molecule: messenger RNA, 636 nt
Organism: Nelumbo nucifera (sacred lotus)
Lineage: Eukaryota; Viridiplantae; Streptophyta; Magnoliopsida; Proteales; Nelumbonaceae
Product: ubiquitin-like protein 5
Biological process (GO): protein modification process
Molecular function (GO): protein binding
Source: RefSeq, a predicted model, not a curated record
AACAGUAGGGGUUUUUAAUACAAUACAAAACAGUAGGGAAAUGGCCAAAUGAUGGUGGCUCAGUUGGUAGGUUCUCCGACUCGUUGGAGUAGAGACCUGGGAUCAAAAACAGUAGGGGUUUUUCUGCAAUCUGAACUGCAGUAAAUCUGUGCAAGAAGGAAGAAAAGAUGAUUGAGGUGGUAUUGAAUGAUCGACUGGGGAAGAAGGUGAGGGUGAAGUGCAACGAGGAUGAUACAAUCGGCGAUCUCAAGAAACUUGUCGCAGCACAGACGGGUACAAGAGCCGAGAAAAUUCGUAUUCAGAAAUGGUACACUAUCUACAAGGAUCACAUCACCCUCAAAGACUACGAGAUCCACGACGGCAUGGGUCUCGAACUCUACUACAGCUAGUUUCAAAGUGCAAUGUACUGAUGAACCGGAAUGAUGGAAGACAAUGCCAUCUCUUGGGCAGAAUUUGUACGUAGCAUAAUUUCUCCCUAUGGGUAAUUCGGUAAGAAGGACUACUCUGCUUAAUAUGUAAAGUAUAUUUUGUGGUUAUGGAGGCAUGAACAUCUGUGCACAAUUAUAAAUAUCUUGUGUUUUGAGUGGCUUCUCUUCUGCAACCUGCGUAUAUCUAUUGUUCAUCUCUUGGAAUUUA